Messenger RNA from Phlebotomus argentipes, 1085 nucleotides. It is a transcript of the gene GlcAT-I, whose product is annotated as galactosylgalactosylxylosylprotein 3-beta-glucuronosyltransferase I. Gene Ontology annotation, molecular function: galactosylgalactosylxylosylprotein 3-beta-glucuronosyltransferase activity. The transcript is spliced from 2 exons. Gene Ontology annotation, biological process: chondroitin sulfate proteoglycan biosynthetic process; carbohydrate metabolic process. Lineage: Eukaryota; Metazoa; Arthropoda; Insecta; Diptera; Psychodidae. Bases 83 to 1012 code for a protein of 309 amino acids. Gene Ontology annotation, cellular component: Golgi membrane. The record is from RefSeq and is a predicted model, not a curated record.
UUUGUUUAUCCGCCAACUGGUCCAGGAAUCUCCAGUUGCAGAGAUUAACUUCUUGGAAUAUAAUGUGAUUGUGAGCUGUGAAAUGUUGGAUUUUCGCAGGAAGUACGUCUACUCCUUGCUGGCCAUCGUGGCGGUGUUUUUCCUCCUCUAUAGCUUCCUCAAAAGCACUUUGAAGUGCGACCGUGAAAGUAGCCCAAUUGCCAGCUCUUCAGAACUCUUGAGUGGCUCCAAUGUGGUCUUUGCCAUCACACCAACGUACUACAGGCCCGUGCAGAAGGCGGAACUCACGAGGAUUGCUCAAACUCUGAUGCUCGUGCCAUUUGUCCAUUGGAUCCUCGUGGAAGACGCUUCAGAGACUUCUACUCUUGUCCGGAACAUCCUCACUCGCACCGGACUCAGCGCCAGAAGUACUCAGCUGCACGCCAAGACGCCGUCGAACUUCAAGCUGGGCAGGAAUGAUCCCAACUGGAGCAAACCGCGCGGAGUGGAGCAAAGAAACACCGCUCUGGCUUGGAUUCGCCAACACUUCCAGAGCCACCCGCGCCAGGCGGGUGUCGUGUUCUUCAUGGACGACGACAACAUCUACAGCAUUGAGCUGUUCAGGGAGAUGCAGCGCAUCGAGAAAGGACGCGUGGGCGUGUGGCCAGUCGGCCUGGUCGGCGGCCUGAUGGUGGAGAAGCCGCUGCUGGAUGCGACGCAGGAGCGCGUGGUAGGCUUCAACAGUCUCUGGCGCCCCGAGAGACAGUUUCCCAUCGACAUGGCGGGCUUCGCCAUUAGUCUAGACCUCAUUCUGGACAAUCCCGGAGCCAAUUUCAGCUACGAUGUGGAACGCGGCUACCAGGAGACGGCGAUCCUGCGCCACGUCACGAGCGUGGACAGACUCCAGCCGCUGGCGAACAAAUGCCGCGACGUGCUGGUCUGGCACACGCGCACGGAGGCGACGAAGCUGGACGGAGAGAAGAAUCUGAAGAAGAGUGGCGCGAAGCCCUCGGAUUUGGGAAUGGAGGUGUGAGGAGAGGCAAAAUCAGGGUAUUUUUCUGUGCAGUCGAGUGCGACUUAAGUUAUUUUGUGGUUUAUUAGAGAAA